Molecule: messenger RNA, 1878 nt
Organism: Mercurialis annua (annual mercury)
Lineage: Eukaryota; Viridiplantae; Streptophyta; Magnoliopsida; Malpighiales; Euphorbiaceae
Product: UNC93-like protein 3
Exons: 10
Coding region: 294-1613 (439 amino acids)
Biological process (GO): potassium ion homeostasis
Source: RefSeq, a predicted model, not a curated record
CGCCGUCUGAUUAAGCCUCACAGAUUCUUCAAAUUACCCAAAAGACCCUUCUGAUUCUUCCUCUUUUUGAUUCUAGGACAACAAAAGCAGAAGAAUCAAACGGACAAACUAAAAUUUUAAUCAUUUACUAAAUUUAAAAUACUCAAGAUUUCAACACACUUCCGUUUGUCCGGAAUCCAGCCGGCGCUUAAUCUUGUUUAGUAUUAUAAUACAUUUCAAAAACCAAAAAUGCUCUUAUAAAACUGAACUUUAUCGACCACAACCCAACAAUUCAAGAAAACCCAACAAUAAAAAUGGCCACGGAAGAUUCAAGAGAUGAAGAGACACCACUGGUUCUUGAUAAUUUGCAGAAUCAAACACCACCCAACAAUCAUACUAAAGAUAUUCAUAUUCUUAGCUCUGCAUUUUUGCUAGUUUUUCUUGCUUAUGGAGCUGCUCAGAAUCUCCAGACUACUGUUAAUACUGAACAUGAUCUGGGUACAAUUUCACUUGGGAUAUUGUAUCUUUCUUUUACGUUUUUUUCGUUGAUUGCUUCAUUGAUGGUCAAGUUUCUUGGCUCUAAGAAUGCUAUUGUUCUUGGGACUACUGGUUAUUGGUUCUUUAUUGCUGCAAAUUUGAUGCCCACCUGGUAUACAAUGGUACCAGCCUCUUUGUACCUUGGGUUUGCUGCUUCAAUUAUAUGGGUUGGACAGGGUACAUAUCUCACUUCCGCUGCGCGCAGUCAUGCAACAGACCACGGCUUGCAUGAAGGAGCUGUUAUUGGUAGCUUUAAUGGAGAAUUUUGGGGGAUGUUUGCUUGCCACCAGCUGGUUGGAAAUCUCAUCUCACUUGCGAUUCUAAGAGAUGGAACAGGAGGAAGUACGAGCGGCACAACAUUAUUGUUCAUUGUGUUUCUUUGCGUUGUGACAUUAGGUAUCAUACUGAUGUGCUUCUUAAGUAAAAGGGUUACAAAAGAAGAGGAAGGACAAGAUUCUUCUGUCAGCUUUUAUUCUUCUCUAAUAUCAAAGUCAAAGUCUGUUAUCACUCCUUUGCUCGACAUUCGGAUGCUAUUGAUUGUCCCCUUAAUUGCAUAUUCAGGAUUACAACAAGCAUUUGUAUGGGCCGAGUUCACCAAGGAGAUUGUAACUCCAGCUCUGGGUGUGUCUGGUGUUGGCGGUUCAAUGGCAGUGUAUGGCGCUUUUGAUGCUAUUUGCUCUCUUACUGCUGGUCGACUUACAUCAGGUCUUCGAUCAAUCACUUGGAUAGUAUCUGCUGGAGCUUUUCUUCAGGCUAUUGUAUUUUUCUGGAUUCUGCUAAAAUACAGUUUAACCAGUGGAAUACUUGGUGUCAUAUACCCACUUCUCAUGGCGGCCCUUUUGGGUAUUGGUGAUGGAGUACUGAUGACACAGCUUAGUGCUUUGCUCGGAAUUCUUUUCAAGCAUGACAUGGAAGGAGCAUUUGCCCAACUCAAGGUCUGGCAAAGUGCUUCUAUCGCAGUUGUAUUCUUUAUCUAUCCCUACAUCUCAUUGCCGGCAAUGGUGGUAGUUAUGAUUGUCGCACUGUGUGUGGCAUUGAUCGGGUUUUUGAUUUUGACUCUCCAAGUAGAGAAAGCUUUCUCCUCGUCAAGUCCGUGAUGUUUGAACUUUGAAGCAAGAACCGUUCUUUCUCAAAGAACAAGGCACUCCUUUCACAUCAUGCUUCCCAAAAAAAGACAAGUACAAACUUCUUCUCCCUGUACAAAUCCAUCCAGCUGCAUUUCUAGUUUCUUACACGGUGUUUUAUUUGCUUCAUCAAUGUUGUAUGUGCCGAUGUCAUCGAAAUGAAAAUUUAUAAACGUUGCAUUUUCUUACAUACACUUGGUGUAUAUGCGCCAACCAUUUACGCCAUUACUUUUUUUUA